Messenger RNA from Penicillium olsonii, 2019 nucleotides. Lineage: Eukaryota; Fungi; Ascomycota; Eurotiomycetes; Eurotiales; Aspergillaceae. The record is from the annotation of a GenBank genome assembly.
AUGUCGGAGGCGAGAGUCCCAAGCCCCGCGGCUUCGGCCCCAACGGCUCCGGGUCAACCACAUUCAAUCGAUCAUGCUUUGCCGGAAUCAACCUUCCCAUCAAACCAACAUGAUUCCGCAGAUCCUGGCCUCGAUGUACCCGCUACCCUCUGUGAUAGUCUUUGGGACCUGCCUGGUCAUGCAUCUUUGCCGGAAUUAACAGAUCUGUGCGAGCCCUCGCCGAUGUCGGCAGGAACUUCAUCAUUCUCACCUUCGAGGAACUUUGUUCAUGACUUUGGACACUCAGUAGAGGCAACGGCAGAUCUGUCCCAUCUACUAUCACUGAUCGCUCCGGCAUCAGGGGAAGAAAAUGAUGAUACAUACCGAAAUUUCUCCCCGUCCACCAUCGUGCGGAGCUAUCCUCCCACAUCGCGGCGCUCCACGCCACGCAACUUUAUGACCAUGUCUCGAUCAUUAAAUAACCCCUCAUGGACCUUGAUUGAAUACUAUUUCAAGGAGGUGGCGGCAUUGUUCUCCAGCUACGAUAGUCAAAUGAACCCAUUCAGAACCACAGUGUCCCGUCUAUGGGGCUCCUCGCUGGCCAUGUGCCGGACAAUGCAAAGCAUGGCCGCGGCCACCUUGGUCAAUGAGUUUCCGCACUUCGGACCGCUGGGCCGGAAGAUGCGUGAUGAGGCUGUGGAGAUAAUUACGCGCGACACAGUAAUAGACGACAAAUCCUUGUUGGCGUUGCUGAUGCUAGGGCAAACGGCAAGCUGGCACGAUCCAACUGACCUUGGUAUAUCAUUCUUCAAUCUUCUUCGGAAGCAGCUGAAUAUCAUAUCAUCAUCAUCAUCGAACGGCUCAGAGUUCGGAUUUACCAAAAGCGACAGCAAUAACUAUCGAUUCUUCGAAGAAGCUCUGAUAUACUGGGAAAUGUUGCUAUCCUUCGUUGCGGACAACGACAAAGGGUUAUUGUCUGAUAAUUCACAAUCUACCUCACCUCUGGGCGAGUCUCUUGUUCUGCAACGCGUCCCCCACCCAUGGACCGGCAUUGCGCGCGAUACCCAGUUUACGGUGCAGCAGGUUGGUCAACUGAUACGUCGUGAGCGAAAACGGAUCCGUUCAAGAAGGUUCACCUCUCAGAAAGAUAUAGCUUGUGCGCAAAGGGCAAUCGAAAAGUCCCGAGAAUUGGAAGAACGAUUGUUAGGACUUGCCCAUCCCUCCGAGGCCGAGAUCGUCAGUCCUGGGGAUGAUGAUACGCCAGUCUGGCAUCUUCUCACGAUGGCGGAGGCCUAUAGGUGCACCGGACUCAUGCAACUUUAUCGCGUCUUUCCAGAUCUUCUUCAAAGCCGCCUACCCGGCUUGGAGUCUAGUACUUCUCGAUACCCCGAUAGUAUGGGCUCAACGACCCAGGACCCUUUCUUUCCUAUCGACCUGGAUAGCAUGAAUCUAUCAUCUGCCUUCGGGAACCCAAGCCCCUCAGGACACACCAACAGCAACACCUCGCCAUCCCCUCUGCCAUCUACUCAUAAUCUUUACCAAAAAAAUAUCCGCGAGAAGCCACUCAAAAGUCCAGACAGCCCGCCCUCGGAAAGCCUUGCCAACAGCUGGCUUACUGAAUUCGCGGUUACAACCCUCUCCCGCCUGAAGACCAUUCCCCUGGAAUCUCGCACUCGCUGCCUCCAGCCGUUUUUGCUUGUAGCAUCCUGUUCAGAACUUCGCCUCCCUCCUUUGACCCCUGACUCUGAAUCCCAGAGGAAUUCUUCCGGUGACAAUGGCAUGGAGUACACCGAAGACGAUGGUACCACUGGUGGUUCAGCCUCCAUGCCUAGCAUCUCCAUGGAAGCAAUUGAAGUUUCGCGCACCCGAAAAUUCAUUCUCGGUCGCCUGACCUCCUAUCUGCAUGUCCUGCCACCAAAGCCUAUCAAUGUCUGUCUCCAACUGGUGAACGAAGUUUGGAGGCGGCUGGAUGCCGGAGAGGACGAUUGUUAUUGGGUUGAUGUCAUGAUCGAGAAGGGAUGGGAGACAACUAUGGGUUGA